AUGGGUCUCUUAGACAAGCUGGCCAGCAAGGUCGGCAACGCGGGCGCGAGACCCAACUCGCAACAGUACGGUGGCGGAGGUGGCUACAGUCAACAGCCUCCAUACCACCAGCAGAACUCGUAUGGCGGCGGUCCAGGUGGGUACGGCGGCCAGUCUCCACCCGCUCAGCAGAAUCAGUCCUACCCUGCUGCCGCCGCUGCAUCGCCACAACCACACUCGUCAGAAAAGCCAACGGAUGAUAACCGACCUUUGCCAGAGGGAUGGGUCAAGCAAUGGGAUAGCAAUUACAACCGCUACUUCUACGUUGACACCAAGGCCACACCUCCUCGAUCCAUAUGGGUUCAUCCUAACGAUGAAAACAGCGCCUCUUCUGCUGGUGGCUACGCCCCACCUGCCGGUCCUCCCGGCAGUGACAACCGUGGAUGGGGUCAGCAGCCACAAGCCUACGGUCAGCCACAGUACGGUGGCUACCCACAACAGGCUCCUUACACUGGCGGAUACGGUCAGCAACCCACGUACGGUCAGCAGCCCAUGAUGGCCCAGGGUGGCCGAUUCGGCGGUAUGGGAGGCGGUAUGGGCGGUAGUCGCUUCGGUCGCGGAGGCGGUGGUGGUAUGGGUAUGGCCGGCGGUGCAGCCCUUGGUCUCGGUGCCGGUAUGCUCGGUGGUGCUCUCAUUGCAGAUGGCAUGAACGACUCAUAUCAAGACGGUUACCAAGAUGGUGCCGGCGAUGACUUUGGUGGAGGAGACGACAUGGGCGGCGGAGACUUCUAA
This is a messenger RNA of Ustilago hordei, 771 nucleotides long. RefSeq lists its product as uncharacterized. The record is from RefSeq and is a predicted model, not a curated record. Gene Ontology annotation, molecular function: protein binding. The coding region runs from base 1 to 771 and encodes 256 amino acids. NCBI's taxonomy places the organism in Eukaryota, Fungi, Basidiomycota, Ustilaginomycetes, Ustilaginales, Ustilaginaceae. The transcript has a single exon.